AUGGUGAAGAGAGAAGGCCGGCCGAGCGUGGUGUUCCACAGGCUUCAGUAUUGGGACCCAUCCUGUGGAUCACGGCCUACGACUCGGACCUUUAAUGUCCUAUGCUCCCGAGCACAGGCAUGGCUCGGCUUGAGCGUGUCGCCAGCUAAGUCCGAGGCCUUGUGGUUCUCCGUUCACCACCGUAGAGGAACCACUCCUCCUGGACUAUUUGUGAACAUCAACGGAGAAGAAGUCCCAGUGAGAUGCCAGAUGAAAUACCUGGGUCUCACCAUCGACAGCCGAUGGACAUACGGGCCGCAUUUCAAGCUCCUGUUUCCGAGGAUGACAGCCGCAGCCAACGCCUUAUGCGGCUUACUACCGAACAUCGGCGGAGCAGGCGUUGGAGUUCGCCGACUCUACGAGGGGGUGGUUAGGUCUCGAGUCCUUUACAAGGCUCCUGUAUGGGCCGAAGACUUGAUGGCGAGUGGUCGCAGCUUGGUCUUGCUGAGGAGGUUGCUCAGGACGACCACCAUCCGCAUAGUGAGAGGAUACAGGACCAUAUCCUGCGCAUCGGCGACCGUGCUGGCGGCGUCCCUUCCGUUUGAGUUGCGGGCCCUCGCGCUCCGUCGGGUGUAUGAACACCGGAGGGGCCUGGGUUCGGACGGUCGUACGGCGGCGCCGUUCGCCAGCUGGUCGGCCCUAGACGUCCGGGAGGAGGCGAAGCUGGAGACCUGGGAGCGGUAG
Molecule: messenger RNA, 723 nt
Organism: Bombus pyrosoma
Lineage: Eukaryota; Metazoa; Arthropoda; Insecta; Hymenoptera; Apidae
Exons: 2
Coding region: 1-723 (240 amino acids)
Source: RefSeq, a predicted model, not a curated record